This is a messenger RNA of Ostertagia ostertagi, 204 nucleotides long. The record is from the annotation of a GenBank genome assembly. NCBI's taxonomy places the organism in Eukaryota, Metazoa, Nematoda, Chromadorea, Rhabditida, Trichostrongylidae.
AUGGAAGGCGACGAAGGAUUGCCAGGAGAGCGCGGAGAUGAUGCUCUGCCAGGACCUCAAGGUCCACCAGGACCAGUGGGAGUCCCUGGGGAAGAAGGCGCCGUUGGUUUCCCAGGACAUCCAGGCAAGCCUGGAAGAAAUGGCGAUGAUGCAGAAUACUGUACUUUGUCCGAAACGAAAGGAGAAGGGAUAUGUACUCCCUGA